AUGGAGAGAAAACGUGCUUUUUCUACUAUCAACGACAACAGCAGCUUCAAAAAGACGUUACAAAUAAGAAACAAUCAAAACAAGAACAAGCCUUCAUUCACCAAAGAAGAUUCUGCAAUUCUCUUGAAAAAGUACGACGCAAAGACGGUGUUGAAGCUGUUACAGGAAGUGGCGAGUAAUGCAGGAUGGAAGAUUAAUUGGAAGGAGAUGGUGAAGAAAAGUUCGACUGGAAUUUCGAGUGUGAGAGAGUAUCGAAUUCUGUGGCGGCAUUUGGCGUAUGGUCAUUCCUUGAUUGAUGAUGAUUUUCAAGAUCUGGAUGAUGAUAGUGAUUUGGAGUGUGAGCGGAAAUCAUUCCCACCUAUGUCCAAGGAAAAUGAAUCACAAGCUGCAGCAUGUGUCCAGGUAAUGAUUGAAUCUGUUAAAAUGAGUAAAUCAGCACCAAGUAGUUCAAUAGUUGAAGCUCCAUUGCCUAUAAAAGUUCCAUCAUCUAAUUUAACAGAAGAGACAGAAAUUCGUUUUCCAGUUAUUGUGGAUAGACAAACAAGGAUACAUAAUAGUAAUGCAUCAUCAAAUAUAAGAAAAGGAGGAUGGUCAAAGGAAGAGGACAUAGAAUUACAAGCUGCUGUUCAGAAGUGGGGGGAAGGGAAUUGGACAGAAAUGGCUGCCAGAGAUGAUUUUCCUCUUAAUAGAACUGCUGCACAGUUGUCUAAGAGAUGGAGAAUUUUAAGAAAUAAAGUUGAGCAGCAAUAA
Molecule: messenger RNA, 750 nt
Organism: Lathyrus sativus (Indian pea)
Lineage: Eukaryota; Viridiplantae; Streptophyta; Magnoliopsida; Fabales; Fabaceae
Source: the annotation of a GenBank genome assembly